AUGGCGAUUCGUGGCCUCUGCCUCGUCGCGCUUCUGUCCGUGUCCGUGCUCGCAGCGCUGACCCUUACCACCACGGCCGCCGCGCUUCGCGGCGGCACUCCGGAAGAUGGACUCCCGACGUCGACCACGAUUAGUACCACCGGAACCAGCACCAGCGCGGCUCGUACUAGAAUCGUUGCCAGCAGGCGCUCCCUCGCCACCUCGCCCAAAGCGUCAGACAAGAAGAGUCUGAAGAAGAAAUGUGCGGAUUUGGCGGGGAAUUGCUUGAAAAUGGCCGCCAACAUGCUGACUGGAAAGAACGUCGCAAAGAUGGCGGUUAACCACGCGGUUCCGGGCAGCGCGACAGCGAUCACCGCGAUGGAGGGCCUCGCAGCCGCGCGGAAGGGGGACAAGGAAGCCGCCAAGGAGGCCGCGAAGAGUGUCGCUAAGGCCGUGGUCUCGACCGCAGCUGGCGCGGUGGCGGGACCGCACGGCACACUCGCGUUCAAGGCGGGGGCCGCCGCGGCGGAGCAUGUGAAACCCAUCGUGGACGAGAAGUUGGCGAAGCGCAAGGCGGAGAAAGAGGAGGAACGCUGGGGGAGUGGGAUGAUAGUACAGGAAGAGGGGGCAUAG
Closterium sp. Naga37s-1 is the source of this 612-nucleotide messenger RNA. The record is from the annotation of a GenBank genome assembly. NCBI's taxonomy places the organism in Eukaryota, Viridiplantae, Streptophyta, Zygnematophyceae, Desmidiales, Closteriaceae.